Messenger RNA from Trichophyton rubrum CBS 118892, 4475 nucleotides. RefSeq lists its product as uncharacterized. Gene Ontology annotation, molecular function: lipid binding. The record is from RefSeq and is a predicted model, not a curated record. The transcript has 5 exons. The coding region runs from base 630 to 4475 and encodes 1281 amino acids. NCBI's taxonomy places the organism in Eukaryota, Fungi, Ascomycota, Eurotiomycetes, Onygenales, Arthrodermataceae.
CAGGUCCAAGCGCGAUAUAGAUAAAAACCGAGAGGAGCAGAUUGGAAGACUUCAGGGGAAUAUCUUCACAUGGGAAAAUGGUCCGAUGCGGAUCAUUUAACUGAAUCUCGAUCGUACCUUAGAUAGAAUCCUCCCAGAUACCACCGCCACAGCAAUUGAUUCCAAAAAUGACGAUCGAUCUCACAUAAAGCCGGGAUUGGGAGGGAUUACUUCAUAAUGCGUUAUAGACGCGAGGCCGCUCUUCCAGGUUUUCGGGGCCAGAUCAGCGGCCUCCUUGACAUGCCCAUCUGCCAGAUCCGCUAACUGUGGCAUCUGCAGUCUUUGCCCAGUAAAUACCAACCUUGGCCGUUUGUUUGGCUCGUGAUAACACGAACGGCAAGGGCUUGCCACGUAUGACGUCAGAGCCCAGACCUCCUUUCAAGCAUCGAUAUCAAGGAUAUGGAAGGGCUUAUAUAUAACGAUUGUUCAAUUAGAGUUGAUAAAAAGUAUGCCUUGAGCAGGUUCUGCCUUCUCUUAAAGACCCAUCAUCGACUCAAUUGCUGCCAUCGAGCAAUUCCAUUUAAUACUUGAGAAAGGAUUUUGAGAUAUCUACCUCAAAUGAUCGGUAGACCGCAAGGAAUAUUCCUACAAUGACGACUCAAAAGAAGCCUGGGGGCUACUGGAGCGAGGCCAAUCCCGUCCCUACCAUACAGCAAUUCAUUGCCGAAUUAGAUGCUGGAAAGGCAGAGCGAGACAGGCAAAUUGAUGAGGAGGUUCGCAAGAAAACCACCCCGCAGAAACAGCCCACAGGGGCAGCUGUUCCGCAUAGGAAGCCCGUGCCAAAGACCAAAGCCAAAGGCCGGGUGGUAACUGAUCCAACUACAGGCACGGAGGUGGAAAUUGACGAUGUAGAUGAGAAUUUUAUGAAAGCCGUCAGGGACCCUCAGUUAUCCGUUCCUAAUGCAAACCUUGGGUUGCCAACCUCUGUUCAAACCAAACCGUCGCAAAAACUGGAAGAGUACAAGCAUACUCAGGAUAUCGUAUCUCCACCAGAGCCAAUUGCGGCUGGAACUACGAGCGAUGUGCCCAUCCAUGGGGAAAGAACCAACAUACUAUUUCAUCCAACACCCUCAAUCAGCUAUGAGCCGAUGUUCAAAAUAUUGGAGAAAAGGGCCGGUGUCCUAUGCUCUGUUAUCUUCGUCUCCAUUCUGAUUUCUGGCCGCUUUGCGGGAGGUGAAUUGAAAUGGAUAUUCCCGCUUGCCUGUUGUGUUGCAACGGGGGUAUGGCUCUGGACUUAUGAUGUUAUCCGUCGAGGACGGACAUUUGAAUGGCAUUCAGAAAAGCUCCGUGGACAAACAGCAACUGCAAAUCUCCUUCCAGAGUCCGCAGAAUGGCUGAAUUCGUUUGUUGAGAUAUUUUGGGGCUUGAUCAACCCAGAUAUGUUUGCUACCGUUGCUGACACCAUAGAGGAUGUCAUGCAUGCGUCGUUACCUGGAAUAAUUGAGAACGUCCGAAUAGCUGAAAUAGACCAAGGAUCGAACCCCUUGCGCAUAAUCAGCUUGAGGUCGUUGCCGGAUGGCCAAUGCUCAGAUUUAAUAGAAGGGCUGCGCAGUUAUAAUCUGGAAAACAAAGACGAACAGCAAGCUGCCGCCGAGGAGGAAGGUGGCCAACCUUACAACCUUGAAUGUUCAUUUGCGUAUCAUGCUAAACCUGGUGAAAACACCUCUUCCAGGGCACAAAACAUGCACAUGAUGGUGGUUUUCUAUCUCGGAGUCAAGGGUUUAUUCGGUGUCCCCUUUCCUAUUUUCGUUGAAUUGUCGGAGCUCGUCGGCACCGUUAGGCUUCGUUUGCAACUCUCUCCUGAAGCACCAUUUGCUAAGAGCUUGACAUUCAGCUUGAUGGGAAUGCCACAUAUCCGAGCAGGCUGUACUCCCAUGAUCAAACGAGGAAUCAACAUCCUGAACCUUCCAUUGAUAUCCAACUUUGUCAACUAUGCCAUUGGAGCGGCAGUGAGCAUGUAUGUGGCACCAAAAUCAAUGUCACUUGAUCUUGGUAUGAUGCUUGGAGGCGAUGAUAUCCAAAAGGAUACCAGCGCACUGGGAGUUUUCUGGGUGCGAAUCCACCGUGCCAAGGGCUUAAGCAAGCAAGACAAAAGAGGAAGCAAGGGCGGUGGAAGCGAUCCUUACAUCAACCUGUCGUUUUCGAAGUACGGGAAACCGAUGUAUUGUACCAGGGUUAUUUGCGAUGAUCUCAAUCCAGAAUGGGAAGAGUCUGCAGCUCUUCUUGUGACCCCGGAGCUCAUCAAGGCUGACGAGAAGCUCAGCGUCGAGUUAUGGGAUUCUGAUAGGAGUACUGCCGAUGAUAUCGUGGGUAAAGUUGAGCUGUCUAUGCAAAACUUGCUCCAACACCCUGGAAAGAUGUUCCCUAUUACUUCUAAGCUUCAGGGUAUGGAUGCAGGCACUGAGAUGCCGGGAGAACUUUUUUGGGAAGUAGGAUACUUCCGCAAGCCACAUUUCCGACAUGCUCUUCGCACUGAUGGCAAGGAUGAAACACUCCCUAAGGACUUGAAGGACCAUCCCGCUCUCCAAGAUGAGAAAGGAAAUGUACCCGAGCCCGAGGACGAUGCUGAGGCAGUUACAUGCACUCCUCCUGAUCCUCUUUGGCCGAGUGGUAUAUGCACCAUCGUCAUCCAUCAGGUUGUAAACCUGCAAGUUCAAGAUAUCAAAGGGACUCUCAGAAACCGAAAGGGCAACGAAUAUGAGGCCGCUAGAUCUUAUGGAGAGAGUACUGGAGAGGAAGGAAAGCAAUUUCCAACCAGCUACUGCACUAUCCACAUGAACGAUGAGCCAAUAUUCCGCACCCGGGCCAAGGCAGUGUCCAGUAAGCCCAUAUUUAACGCUGGAACGGAGAGGUUCGUUCGGGAUUGGAGAUCAGCUAUGGUCACCAUUGCUGUUCGUGAUCAAAGAAACCGGGAACAUGAUCCGAUUCUGGGUAUUGUUCCCCUUAAGCUCUCCGAUAUCCUCCAGGCUAGCUCUCAAGUCACUAGAUGGUAUCCCCUUGAUGGCGGUAUUGGCUUUGGACGUAUUCGGAUAUCCCUCCUAUUCCGCAGUGUUGAGAUUAGGCUCCCGCCGAAGCUACUUGGAUAUGAUGUCGGUACCUUCAGCAUCACAUCAAACAAAAUAAUACUAAAAAACUGCGCGUCCCGCGGUAAGAUGAAGAUCAGAACCAGUGGAGUUCAUUAUUCGGUACCCCGUUCUGCGUGGAAACCGGACUCCAUAGAGGAAGAUGGAGGUUUCUUCGACCUAACAUCCGACUUGAAGGAGGAAGUCAUAUUGCCCACCAAACAUCGCUAUCGGUCUGCCAUAAUAUUCGAAGUUCAACAUAGCUCCGGCACCGCCUACGCCAUUGUGUGGCUCCAGAACCUUGUUGACAACGAAGAAACGCCCGUCGACUUACCUAUCUGGACAGCUAAAAAUGCCUCGCGACUAGUUCAGAACUACAUGACAGAAGAGAACUGGGAAGAAGCCAAAAAAAGUCCUGGUUUGGAAGACCUUGAGAUGGUUGGACGAAUCCAGUUCAGCUGUCGUUUCACCCCUGGUUUCCAUCUGACCCAUGAGAAGCUCAUCAAUAACAAUGAUUCCAGGGAAGCCUUUGAAACAUGGGAAGCGAGUGUAUCUGAAGGCGUACGGGGAGAGAUCCGCUCAGAGGUCCCUCCAACGGUGCAGAGGUUACAUGAGAAGUCCCUUGUCCAGGAACGGGAUAUCCUCCGUCAAGCCAGCGCCAAACUCCGGAGGCCUAGAUCGAAGGACCGCAACUUAUCCUCAAUUGACGAUAUUAUCCGACAAUCGAUGACAGGAAACACCAGCUCUCGUAUCGAGGGGAGCGCAGCAUCUGAAGGCCAACACGAGAACCAGAGUAGGAAUCAAUCUCGUCCAACAACAGCCGGAAGCGCAAAUGCAAAUGCAAAUGCAAACACAAAUGCAGAUGCAGGUGUAACCGCAAAUAGAACCGUUCCAGUACCCAUGACGGCGGGCGGAGAUGGCAUGCCUGAAAGCCACAAUAAUCCUCAGAUGAUGGACUACGCCAACGGCCCUACCACUGAAGUGGUUGAUAGACCCCUCGGAGAAAGAGAAACAGCUGGAGCUGAGGCCACCGGUGGUGGAGCUAUGGCUUCUCAUGAAUAUGAUCUAGAAGAUGGUAGGGUAGAUGGCCAUGGCGAGAACGACGAAAACGAUGGCAAUACCGACGCUGCGCUUGCUGACGGGGUCCUCUCAGAAUCAAGCCACGAAACAACGGAGGAGAGGAGAGAACGAAUUGGCAACAAAGAGAACCGACGCAGCGAAUGGCGAAAGCAUCGUGGCGUGAUGCAAUGGCGCCCAGCUCGUAAUGCCGCCUUCGUCAAACACGAAGCUUCGUUUGCGAUGAAGAAGGUGAAGGACAAGCUUAUGGGCGACAUGACGGGCCGCGAGCCAGAUAUUCGAACCGAAGUCGGCUGA